AUGUCUCUGUAUCCAUCUCUUGAGGUUCUGAAGGUAGACAAAGUAAUUCAGGCUCAAAGUGCCUUUUCUGCAAACCCUGCCAACCCAGCAAUUUUGUCUGAAGCAUCUGUUCCGAUCUCUCAAGAUGGAAAUCUCUAUCCUAAAUUGUAUCCGGAGCUUUCUCACUACAUGAGCCUCAGUUUAAAUGGAGAAGAAAUAGAGGCAAAUAUGGCCAUUGUCCAUGGAGCACCAACUCAGGGGCAGUUGGUAGCAAGACCUUCCAGUAUGAACUAUAUGGUGGCUCCUGUAACUGGUAAUGAUGUUGGCAUUCGUAGAGCAGAAAUUAAGCAAGGGAUUCGUGAAGUCAUUUUGUGUAAGGAUCAAGAUGGAAAAAUUGGGCUCAGGCUUAAAUCCGUAGAUAAUGGCAUAUUUGUUCAGCUUGUCCAAGCAAAUUCUCCAGCCUCAUUAGUUGGUCUGAGAUUCGGGGACCAAGUGCUGCAGAUCAACGGGGAAAACUGUGCAGGCUGGAGUUCUGAUAAAGUACACAAGGUGCUCAAGCAGGCUUUUGGAGAGAAAAUUACUAUGACUAUUCGUGACAGGCCCUUUGAACACACAAUUACUAUGCAUAAAGAUAGUCCUGGGCAUGUUGGUUUUAUCUUUAAAAAUGGAAAAAUAACAUCCAUAGUAAAAGACAGUUCUGCAGCUAGAAACGGUCUUCUUACAGAACAUAACAUCUGUGAAAUUAAUGGGCAGAAUGUCAUUGGAUUGAAGGACUCUCAAGUUGCAGACAUAUUGUCAACAUCUGGGACGGUAGUUACUAUCACAAUCAUGCCUGCUUUUAUCUUUGAACAUAUUAUUAAACGGAUGGCACCAAGCAUUAUCAAGAGCCUGAUGGACCACACCAUUCCUGAGGUUUAA
Molecule: messenger RNA, 897 nt
Organism: Pipistrellus nathusii (Nathusius's pipistrelle)
Lineage: Eukaryota; Metazoa; Chordata; Mammalia; Chiroptera; Vespertilionidae
Source: the annotation of a GenBank genome assembly